AUGCUGCCGCGGCUGGGGCGGGCGCUGCGGGGCGGCUGGCGGCGGGGCGAGCGGCAGCCGCCGGUGGCGCUCGGCGGCCGGGCGCCGCGGGGCAGAAGGGGCGGCUGCGCGCCGGCGCCUCAGGUGCAGCUGUUGAGGCAAACUAGAAGUUGGAUACACCGGAAAGGAGCAUGUUACAGUACACUGGUGCCAUCUGAUGAAGUAACUAUUAAUUACAGAUAUGGUCUUCCUGUAAUAGCUCUUACGUUGCCUACAAGAGGAGAACGUUGUCAGUUUACUAUCAAGCCAAUGGUAGUAACAGUUGGAGCAUUUCUGCGGGAUGUACAGAGAGAAGAUAAAGGAAUUGAGAGGGCAGAAAUCUUUGCAACUGAUGGUAGCAAGGUCUCUGAUACAACCUUGAUGGAGGUCUUACUGAUGAAUGACUUUAAACUUGUUAUCAACAACACAGCAUACAGUGUGUCAGCUCCUAAAAAAGGUAAGCUGAGUAGUGAGCAUGCUACUGAAAUGGAAGAUAUCAAAUCCUUGGUUCACAGACUGUUCGUGGCUGUACACAUAGAAGAUCACCAGAUCAGGAAAGAGAGAGAAUUACUACAGAAACUGGAAUAUCUGAAAGAGCAGCUGAUGCCUCUUGAACAGAUGAAAGCUAGAAUCACGGACAGUGCAGAUGCAAAGACCUCUAGGCUUCUAUGGGUGGGCUUAGCUCUGAUGUCGACACAAGGGGGAGCGCUGGCCUGGCUCACGUGGUGGGUCUAUUCCUGGGAUAUCAUGGAGCCAGUCACAUACUUUAUCACUUACGGGAGUGCCAUGGCUUUCUACGCCUACUUUGUUCUAACGAAACAGGACUACAUUUAUUCAGACGCUAAAGACAGACAGUUCCUCCACUACUUCUAUCGGAAAUCCAAAAGCCAGUGUUUCAAUGUGCAACGGUAUAACAAGCUAAAAGAAGAUCUAGCAGAGGCUGAGGAAUCGUUGAGGCGUCUGCGCCAACCUCUACAGCUGAGGCUUCCAAUCCAGCAAAUCAACGACAAGGACUGAUUUCUUUUUUUAUAAAUAAUUGAAUUGUCCUUUCAAAGCUGAUAUGAGCAUUUAAUUACUCUUUAGAAGUAAUUACAUCUUUAGAAGAUGGAUAUUUUUGACCAGUAUAGUUUUGAAAGUUACAAUAAAUAUAUAUAAAAAUAAUUGUAUCACUUGAUUGUUUGAGUUUUUUAAUAUGGGAAGAAGCUGCUGAAACAAAGUUCUUCAAGAUGUUUGUCAAAUCUCAUCAGUAAAUUAGAGGCAUUUCUCUCACUGGUAUAAUGACAGGGAUGUUUUUGAGAACGAGGGCUGUCUUUUAAGGACCAUUUGCUAUAAGACAGCAGCAGUUCAGAAAAUAAUUAACUUCUGCCCUGAGUAUUAGCAAUUUUCUUACUAAGUGAUGGCUUCCUUUUCCCCAGCUCUGUGCUCUGAUUUUGUUGGUAUACAAGCCUAACUUCCACCAAUAAUACUAUCUGAAGUACACUUUUUUGAGUGAAUACUGUCAAGAAAGUAAGAUAUAUCAAACUCAUUUACUAUAAAAUAAUUUUACUGUAUCAUUUUAUUAAACUUAUCAAAACAAUCAAACAUACGUGAUUCAUACAAAGCAUAAAUGUAGCCAUAAUAAGAUUUAAUAUCUGUCACUUAGAGCAUGCUAUAUGGGAGGAUUUAAGUGAAGCAGACAAGCAGAUAAUUAUUUUAUACUCAGGAAACUGAACUAUGAUAUUUAUUCUCUGCUUGAGUUCUCCAUUGUGUCCCAGAGUUAAGUGUAUGUAUCAAUAAUGUAAAAACUAAUAAAGUAGUACUUGCUUCCCUUGA
Molecule: messenger RNA, 1830 nt
Organism: Rhea pennata
Lineage: Eukaryota; Metazoa; Chordata; Aves; Rheiformes; Rheidae
Gene: MCUB
Product: mitochondrial calcium uniporter dominant negative subunit beta
Exons: 8
Coding region: 1-1035 (344 amino acids)
Biological process (GO): calcium import into the mitochondrion; mitochondrial calcium ion homeostasis
Cellular component (GO): mitochondrial inner membrane; uniplex complex
Molecular function (GO): calcium channel inhibitor activity
Source: RefSeq, a predicted model, not a curated record